AUGAAGUCAUUCACGAGUCUCCUCGUCGCUUCGGCGACUCUUGCGGGCGCCGCCAAGUUCUCUGAAUCAGAGUACGACACUGGUGCUGUUCACGAGCAGCUUAUGGGCAAGAAGUUUGCCACUUGGGACCGUCAGCGCGCCGAAGGUGCAUUCGAAGGAGAACAGUAUCCUUCGGUUGACGAGAAGGUCGAAUGCAUUGAUGGCAUUGCUACCGUUGUUGAGGGGGACGCGAACAACACGUUCCGGUGCAACAACAUGGAUUUGUACAACUUCAAGACUCACGCCGACCUUGGCUCUUUCGUUGGGCACGGUUCGGGUAGCUGGGGAUGGGUGUCCGAAGAUGGCCGCGAAUUUGCUGCCGUAGGUCAGGCCGAUGGCACUGCUUUCGUCGAAAUUGGCCCGAACGGCGAGCUGAUCUACCUUGGCCGCCUCCCUCAAUACUCUGAAAUCCAGAGAUAUUCCGCGUGGAGGGAGAUCAGGGCGUACAAAAACUACAUGUUGAUUGGAUCCGAAGCGUACGACCAUGGUGUUCAAAUCUUCGACAUGACCAAGCUCUUGGAUCUCGACCCAGCAAACCCCACGAACUUCACGCUGGAUGAGCAGACUGGCCACUUUUUGAACUACGACUACAUGCCCUGGGGUCGUCUGCACAACCUUGUCGUCAACGAGGAGCUCAACUACGCCGCUGCUCUUGGCUCCGCUCCUCGGUUCAACCACAGCUGUGCCUCGGGUCUGGUUUGGAUCGACCUAGAGGACCCCACGAACCCUACGUCACCCGGCUGCGCUGGCCAGGACGGCUACGUUCACGAUGCUCAAUGCGUCGUCUACCACGGGCCCGAUACCCGCUACGAGGGUAAGGAUAUCUGCUUCGGCUACAACGAGGAUACACUCACCAUCUACGACGCCACUGAGAAGACCGGUGUCAACCAGAGCGCUGUGCUCAGCAAGCUCAGCUACGUCGGUGCCACCUACACCCAUCAGGGCUGGUUCAUCGACCCUGAAUGGCACCAAUACAUCCUCUUGGACGAUGAAUACGAUGAGGACGAGUAUGCUGGCCCCGCCGCUGAUCAAUACCCAGUGACCUACAUCCUGGACGUCUCCAACCUCGAAGACCCCAAGCAAAGCGGCCUCUACAAGUCCAAGCAUUUCGGCGUCGACCAUAACCAAUACGUCUUCGACGGCCUCGCCUACCAGUCCAACUACGGCAUCGGCCUCAGCGUCCUUGACGUGUCUGGAAUCCCGGAUGACCCAUCCGGCGGAAAUGUCGAGGAGGUUGCCUGGUUCGACAUCUACCCUGAGGACGACCAUCUACCCAACCAGGGCAUCAUCGACUGGGUUGGAACGUGGUCGCACUGGGGAGGCUUCCCCUCCGGAUACAUCCUCGUCAACACGAUUGAGCGAGGCGUCUUCGUCACCAAGAUGACUGGCUUUGAGAAGAGGGCUCGUGGGAAGCGACAUGCUGCGCCCAGGAGAUUAGCUUAG
This is a messenger RNA of Cyphellophora europaea CBS 101466, 1482 nucleotides long. RefSeq lists its product as uncharacterized. The coding region runs from base 1 to 1482 and encodes 493 amino acids. Lineage: Eukaryota; Fungi; Ascomycota; Eurotiomycetes; Chaetothyriales; Cyphellophoraceae. The transcript has 3 exons. Gene Ontology annotation, cellular component: extracellular region. The record is from RefSeq and is a predicted model, not a curated record.